Molecule: messenger RNA, 390 nt
Organism: Trypanosoma theileri
Lineage: Eukaryota; Euglenozoa; Kinetoplastea; Trypanosomatida; Trypanosomatidae
Product: kinetoplast DNA-associated protein
Exons: 1
Coding region: 1-390 (129 amino acids)
Source: RefSeq, a predicted model, not a curated record
AUGCUCCGGUUUUGCCGCUCUCGUCUUGCCAUCGGUGCAUACAGUUUGUUUAUGAUGGAGCAAAAAAACAAUCCCGCUCUCAAGGGUCUCCCCAUUGCUCAACGUGGGAAGGUGACUUCAAAGCUGUAUAAGGCUCUCUCUCCAUCAGAACGCACGGAAUUGGAGAAACGUGCCAAGGCAAUGCCAUCAUCUCGUCGAACGAAGGAGACAAAGACGAAAACUGUAGGGAAGACUGCAGAUAAAACUGCAGAGAAGAAGCGGCGUCCUUUGUCUAAGUACGCCCAAUUUGUGAAAGUUAACCUUCCUAAAUACAGUCAGCUUCCUCACAAGGAACGACUUGCUGCAGUGGCCAAACUGUGGAAACAACAACAGCAGCAGGUGAAGAAGUGA